Lactuca saligna is the source of this 324-nucleotide messenger RNA. Lineage: Eukaryota; Viridiplantae; Streptophyta; Magnoliopsida; Asterales; Asteraceae. The record is from the annotation of a GenBank genome assembly.
AUGUCAAGGUCAGGGGGAUUUGGGGAUACUUUUGAUUUUGAUUCAACUGUUGACAUUUUAGCUGAUAUAUUGCCUCCACCUGGACCCUCACAAACUGCUUUUACUUCUCAAAAUGAUCAAGCAUCUAGUCUUUCAGCAGAACCUAACCAUACCACAUUUCCUUCAAGUUUUUCAACUCCAUUUGGCCAACCACCUACUUUUUCAUCACAAGGUCAAGGUGGUCAACCUUUUCAACCUCAAGCUGCCCAAUCUAUGCUAUACCCAGCUUUUCCACCUCAAGGUGUCCAGCAGCAGCAGCCUAUGCCACAGUUAGAAUCUCAUUAG